Molecule: messenger RNA, 1695 nt
Organism: Penicillium pulvis
Lineage: Eukaryota; Fungi; Ascomycota; Eurotiomycetes; Eurotiales; Aspergillaceae
Product: GTP-binding protein Obg
Exons: 2
Coding region: 1-1695 (564 amino acids)
Cellular component (GO): mitochondrion
Molecular function (GO): GTPase activity; GTP binding
Source: RefSeq, a predicted model, not a curated record
AUGAUGCCGCACCAACGUGCCUGCCUACUCCUUUCGAAGCAGCCGCUUCUAGCUGGAAGACUUAUCUACUCCCAAAUCCUCCUCCCUCGAACGCUUCGAGCAAUCAUUCCUCACCGGAGGCUUUAUACCACGGAGAACCACACCCCCCGAUUCGCCGAGACUCCAUCUGAAGAUGAAACACAAGAUUUGUCGCAUUUAGAUCCAUCGCCAGAGGACUAUUCCCGCUUUAUCUUCCAGGACAAAUGUUCUGUCACAAUGCAUGCCGGUGCUGGCGGCCACGGGUGUGUUGCAUUCCUACGAGAAAAAUACAUUGAAGAGGUCUACACAAACUCGCCCGAAGGGGCGUCAUCCGAGCUAGCCGAGGGAAAAAAUGGACAAGGCAAGAGUAAAGGUGGGAAACGUGGCGACGAUGUCUUGAUCCAGGUACCAGUUGGGACAGUGGUUCGUGAGAUCGAUCGUCAUGAUCCUGUCGCAGAAGAGAUGGCCACGAGGCGAAAAAUUUAUGAGGAUCAGCAGACCGAGCAGCAAGAACGCCGUGCACAGCGUCUUGAGAAGCGUCUCGAGCAGCGCGCAAAGCUGAUAGAGGAAUUGGAAGAAGGGGAGGAGCUUGAGGAGAUGGAGGAGGAGGAAGAUGAUGAAAUCACUCCAAUUCGCUUUGAUCGCUGGGUGCUUUAUCCUGGCGCAAACCCAGCCGACUUCUUGACGGUAGACUUCCCUCGAUUAAAACCGCGGCGACAGGGCAUUGCUGCAAUGGAACCGCAGGCCCCGAUCUUCCUUGAUCUUUCGGCGCCAAUGGACAAGCCUAUGUUGCUGGCAGCCGGUGGUGCCGGUGGGCUGGGAAACCCUCAUUUUGUUGGUCGUGUUAGAGGACGGCCGAAGUUUGCAUCCCGGGGCGAAGGUGGAACGAGGCUAGAGCUUGACUUUGAACUCAAGUUGCUCGCAGAUGUUGGCCUGGUCGGCAAACCAAAUGCUGGAAAAAGCACUCUUCUGCGAUCAUUGACGAACAGUCGCACUCGGAUUGGAAACUGGGAGUUUACUACCUUGAACCCACACAUCGGCACUGUUAUCGUUGACGACCAUCGAGGCAGACCACUGGUUGAGACCCGGGGAAAGAAACACCGUACUCAUUUUACGAUUGCAGAUAUUCCGGGUCUGGUUGAAGGUGCACACCUCGACCGGGGUCUUGGUCUCGGAUUCCUUCGACACAUCGAUCGGGCGGGCAUCCUGGCCUUUGUGUUGGAUCUGAGUAACGGUGACCCCGUACAAGAGCUGCAGAAGCUAUGGCAUGAACUCGGCGAGUAUGAACGAAUUCGUGACUCUGAGCCUGAGUCCGUUCCCGAUGAACCGCAGGGCGUGAUUGACUGGGAUACAUCUUCUGCUGCUUAUCCAGAGUUUGAAGACGACUCGCCUCAGGAGACUUAUCACAGACCAGCUCGAGGUCUCCCUCAUCUUCCCAUGCCCCCCCUCCACACCAAGGCUUGGUUUGUCGUGGCGACUAAGGCUGAUCUCGAGCACACACAACCACAGUACCGAGCGCUCCAAGAGUAUUUGACUGCGGUGGAGAAGGGUACGGUUGAGCACCCAUCUGGACACUCUGACGGCUGGAAACAAAAAUUGCGAGCUGUUCCUGUCAGUGCUAUUCGAGGAGAGGGCGUAACUCAAAUCCCAAAGCUGGUGAUGGAGUUCCUAGAUUGA